AUGAUGAACCGCCAUCAGGAUUCUUUCAAUUCUCUUGAUUUACCAGGCAACCCACUCAUUGUCCCAAUUCCAUGCCUGGCCCAUGUCAUUCAACUCAGUCUUCGUGCACUACUUGGCUUCGUAAAGGCAGACCCUCAGAAUAAUACAACUGAUAGAGCGUGGUCUGAAGUGCAGGCUCAAUCACUUCGUACAACUAAAAUCCGUGGACUUGCAGUAUUUAUCAAUGCUAGCCCUCAGCGCCGUGAUGCAAUCCUUGGUCUCCAAGAUAUAGAGCCAAAGCUUGAUCCAAUCCAAGAUGUGUGA
Molecule: messenger RNA, 303 nt
Organism: Penicillium maclennaniae
Lineage: Eukaryota; Fungi; Ascomycota; Eurotiomycetes; Eurotiales; Aspergillaceae
Product: HAT dimerization
Exons: 2
Coding region: 1-303 (100 amino acids)
Source: RefSeq, a predicted model, not a curated record